CAAACGAACAAACAAACGAACGAAAAAACCACUAAUUGAAUUCAAUCAUUUUUUUUCAUUUCUUUCUUUUUCAGCCAGCCAACCAAAAGUGUAAACACCAAAAACAUGAAUUCGAUUGUAUUGUUUUCAGCCAUAUUUUUACUAACAUUUUCCGGUUCCUGUUUGGCCAUUCUUGAUGCAUUCUCAUCAUCAUUGGAUGGUUCGAAUGGUGGAUAUUCAUUACCGAAAAGUGUCAACAAUUAUGAACUUCAUGAUUCAUGUUUGAUUGAAUUACGAAAACAAAUGAAUCUGGAAAAACAUGCCAGUUUAGUUUAUAAACAAAUGGCAUUUCAUUUUGGCAGUGUAAAAGUUGUACGACCUGGAUUUGCAAAAAUUUUCGAACAUCAUUCAAAUGAAGAACAUGAACAUUCAAAUAAAUUUAUUAAAUAUAUUGAUUUACGUGGUGCUACAAUCGAUAGUUUUAAUAUUACUAUGCCCCAAAAAACAUCAUGGACAAGAGUUUUGGAAGCAGUUGAAGAUGCAAUCGAUUUAGAACAUUAUGUUACAAAUGAAAUUAUCCGUAUACAUCGUAUUGCUGAAAAAACAUGCAAAGAUAUUCAUCUUAUGAAUUUUCUUGAAAAUGAUUUUAUUGAUGAACAAAUAUCAUCGAUUAAUAAAUUAAUGAAAUUGGCAACAUUAUUACGAUCAAUUGGUAACGAUGGUUAUGGUGAAUAUCUUAUUGAUCGAGAUUUUUUUAACGGAAAAUUAUCAUUAGACGAACUUUGAAGGACAAAUACC
Messenger RNA from Dermatophagoides pteronyssinus (European house dust mite), 777 nucleotides. RefSeq names its product ferritin-1 heavy chain-like. Gene Ontology annotation, molecular function: ferric iron binding; ferrous iron binding. Gene Ontology annotation, cellular component: cytoplasm. The record is from RefSeq and is a predicted model, not a curated record. Lineage: Eukaryota; Metazoa; Arthropoda; Arachnida; Sarcoptiformes; Pyroglyphidae. Gene Ontology annotation, biological process: intracellular iron ion homeostasis; iron ion transport.